AUGUGGUAUAAUUGUCAACUAAAAGCUAAAUGCCAAAACAUAACUAUCAUACAGUGUUAUGCACCAACUAAUGAUGCCGAAGAUGAUGUAAAGGGUUGUUUUUAUGAACAACUACAACAUGUUUGGGACAACAUCCCCAAAAGAGACAUCAAAAUAGUCAUGGGUGAUAUGAAUGCUAAGAUUGGAAAGGAGAACAAGGACAGAGAGAAAACACUAGGAAAACAUGGUCUAGGAGAAAUAAAUGAGAAUGGAGAAAAGCUAGUUGAAUUCUGUGAGAUGAUUGAGCUUGUGAUAGGAGGCAGUUUAUUUCCACAUAAGAACAUACACAAGGAGACAUGGGAAUCACCUGAUGGGAAAACAAAAAAUCAGAUUGACCACAUCAUGAUAAGUCAGAGAUGGAGAAGCUCACUACAAGACGUAAGAGUUAUGAGAGGAGCAGAUAUCAGCUCAGACCACCAUCUUAUCAUAUGA
Messenger RNA from Mytilus trossulus (common blue mussel), 471 nucleotides. RefSeq names its product craniofacial development protein 2-like. The record is from RefSeq and is a predicted model, not a curated record. NCBI's taxonomy places the organism in Eukaryota, Metazoa, Mollusca, Bivalvia, Mytilida, Mytilidae. The coding region runs from base 1 to 471 and encodes 156 amino acids. Gene Ontology annotation, molecular function: catalytic activity. The transcript has a single exon. Gene Ontology annotation, cellular component: nucleus. Gene Ontology annotation, biological process: chromatin remodeling.